AUGGAUCCUGCCCAUCUGUCAUCCAUGCCUGGCACCUUUACUCUGCGAGUAGGGGACGACCUCAGACGCUAUCUUGCUAAUGCUACUCUCCCCGAUGUCGCGCUCCCCGCUCCCGAAAUGACUCAACAACUAGUCCCAGAUGAUGGCAGAGAACAUGGGGACUCAUACGUCCCGAGUGACUCGCCCCCACUCAACUUGAAGGACAUGGACCCCGUGAAUAGAAGAUUGUUCACCGUGCCCUGCGCAGAUUUCGACGUCGUCUUGCCGCCCAUUAUGCCUGUUACUGAUAUCGACCGUUUCCAACAGCUCAUGGAGAAAGUCCCGCUCCAGACCAUACAGCGCGUCAUGCAUACGGUAUUUCCAAACCGUAGGGAUUGGGACAUCCAUGAAGAGGCAGCCGACUUGGACCAUGAGUUGUUACGUAUCUUUACCUGGCGGCGGCGAGUCGUUUCGCCUGCAGCCGCGAAGGCGUCGGACAUCGUUGAGGAUACGACCUCGGUGGUAGUCAUCGCUUUACCUCCAUGGAUACUCUCAGAUAAAGACUUCGAACGCAUUGUCAAUCUCGACGAGUUCCCUUCAUAUGGACAAUCAUAUGCCCAUAAGAUGAGACCGAAAGAAAAGCUCUGGGCCAAGAUUUAUGACUCGUGCAUGGGGCGCAAAUGUCCUUGGUUCAUACUCACCAAUCAUAAGGGGUGGGCGUUCGGCACAUUCACGCCAGAGUACACGCGAGCGUACAUUACUAGGGUGGUUCCAUCCUCGGCCAAACGACCGACUGUCCUUGAAUACCUAUUCAACUGGUUCUCUACGGGAAUGAGUAACCCGGAAGGAUACAACGGAAUGAAGGUACCGGAACCGCUUACUAUCGAAGCCCCUUCACGAUCAGUUACACCUACGUCCGACAGUAUGACCCAUCCAUUCUUCCCACCGGGGCUUUCAUCUAGCGCUAGUACUUCCAGUAGCGGCAGCAGCUGGCAAGGCGAUAAGCAAGGCUUCGACAUUGCUUCUUGUGCCUCACAGACGUUCACGGACGGUACUCACUACACCUUCGCGGUGUCUGACUACAACCUCAACACUGAACUGCAGGGACCGCCCAUCCAGCGCCAGCUUCACGAGUACUCACAAAACAGGAAAACGCUUGAACUCGUCGAUUCGUGGAGAAAAGCGAAGGACAAUCAGUCGACAGAGUUCGUUCCAGUCCCGCAGGAUGAUGUGGUCAGCACGGUUUCUACAGAUUGGUCGAACACGACUGCACUGCCAGGUUCGAAAGGAGUUUGGUUAGGACCUGGCGCAGACUGAAGUGCUACGAAAGGAUCCGCGCUCCGUUACAGAGUUCUAUUUUGCUCUGAAUUUGCUCUGAUUUCCAUGCUUUGUCCUAUGCUUGUUGAUAACAUUGUAUAUAUGAGACUGUAUGAUGUUCGGAC
This is a messenger RNA of Stereum hirsutum FP-91666 SS1, 1421 nucleotides long. RefSeq lists its product as uncharacterized. The coding region runs from base 1 to 1296 and encodes 431 amino acids. The record is from RefSeq and is a predicted model, not a curated record. The transcript is spliced from 9 exons. NCBI's taxonomy places the organism in Eukaryota, Fungi, Basidiomycota, Agaricomycetes, Russulales, Stereaceae.